GGACGGGUGCAGCUUUCGAGGAUGUCCUUCCGGGUGAAGGGGUUACGGCCCCUUUUUAAAGCACGUUGUGUGUGCUGCAGGCCAAACCCAAGUUUUGAGUUAGACCAUUUGGAGUUGUCAUGACGAUUUGAACUGGAUCGCAUCAAGCCGAUGCAGGACUGUGCCAUGAAGGUGCCCGUCGCUGUCGUCCGGCUGCCCCGUGGACCUGACGGCACGAGCCGUGGCUUCGACCCCAACUCCCCCCGCUUCCAGGCCCUUGGUCCCACCAGCCUCUCCUCUUCAACAGUCUCUGGGAACACCGCAGAUGUGGGGCGGGAGCAGCAGAGCCGCGUGGCACUGCGGGAGCGCUACCUGCGCAGCCUGCUGGCGAUGGCUGGGCGGCCCGUCGGCUUCACCAUGUACGAGAAGGUCAGCGUCACGGCCCUGUUCGGAGCUGCCGACAUCGACAUCCUGAACUUCCAGGUGUCUGAACUGGAGACUCCGCUGGGGGUGCAGAGAGAAGCCCUGCUUCGCUGCUCGGACAUCAUCGCCUACUCCUUUGAGCUCUGAGGGCCUCUUCUUUCUUUUCUUUUUUUAAGAAUAAAGCAUUUGUUGUGGGUAA
Molecule: messenger RNA, 601 nt
Organism: Hemicordylus capensis (graceful crag lizard)
Lineage: Eukaryota; Metazoa; Chordata; Lepidosauria; Squamata; Cordylidae
Gene: GEMIN7
Product: gem nuclear organelle associated protein 7
Exons: 2
Coding region: 151-549 (132 amino acids)
Biological process (GO): spliceosomal snRNP assembly
Cellular component (GO): SMN-Sm protein complex
Source: RefSeq, a predicted model, not a curated record